AUGCAAAACGAUAGUCUUGUUCUAAUCGUGACCGGCGCUUCGGCUGGUAUUGGUAGGGGAAUCGUCUUGGAAGCUAUCAAAAAUGGAGCCAGGGUUAUUGGUUGCAGUAGAACAGAAGAAAAACUUAAAGCUUUAAAAAAUGAAGUGCUUCAUCAAGGUUAUUCCGCAGACGUCUUUAAUUAUGUGGCCGGUGAUACUGCAGAUAAGGAUGUGACAACUGCUACUAUCGAAAAAGCAAUUGAACUUUACGGUCAUAUUGAUGUUCUUGUUAAUAAUGCUGGUGAUUACUUUAGUGAUACCAGCUUGAGUGGUCCUAUUGCCAAAACAAAUUUGGAUGAUUUUACAAGUGUCAACGUUUUCGCUACCUUGUUUUGGACUCAAACGGCUUUACCUCAUUUAAAAAAAGUAAAUGGAAAAGUUAUUAACAUCAGUAGUGUCAAUAGUGUUCACCCGACUCAGAAUAAUGCAGCCUUAAAUAUGUUAACUGCUGUUCUGGCUGAAGAAGAAAAAGACAUUCAGACAAUCGCGAUCUGUCCAGGACCAGUGUACACAGAAGCUCUAGAAAGAUUAUUUGCAUCUCCUGAUGCGACUCCACAAAUUAAAGAAAGAAGAGAGAAAUACACAAUUGAGGAACUCCGCAAAAACAUUUUUGAACCUGAAGAUACGGGUUACUUUAUAUGGCGCUUGAUUACCAACUUUCCAACUGAGUUUAAUGGAAAAUUUGUACCACACAGCGAACCUUCCCUAGCCAAAUAUCAUAGAAAACAA
Messenger RNA from Scutellospora calospora, 768 nucleotides. Lineage: Eukaryota; Fungi; Glomeromycota; Glomeromycetes; Diversisporales; Gigasporaceae. The record is from the annotation of a GenBank genome assembly.